Rotaria sp. Silwood2 is the source of this 252-nucleotide messenger RNA. NCBI's taxonomy places the organism in Eukaryota, Metazoa, Rotifera, Eurotatoria, Philodinida, Philodinidae. The record is from the annotation of a GenBank genome assembly.
AUGGUUUCUUCAACCUUAAUAAAUACAAACAAUAAUUUCUUUGAUCAAUCUCAACCACAACUUAUGCCUACACGAGUAUUAACACCGACACCUUUUGUUGCUGCUACUACUACUGCUUCUCAACCAUCAUUAACACUCAAAAAUCUGAGUUUAAAUCAGAAUAAAAAGAAAAAUGAAGUAGUUACUGAUUUACUUGAUUUGAGCGAGACAAGUACAUCAUCAGAAAAUAUAAUAUUUGAUCCAUACGCUUAA